Impatiens glandulifera is the source of this 456-nucleotide messenger RNA. RefSeq names its product protein nemuri-like. The transcript has a single exon. NCBI's taxonomy places the organism in Eukaryota, Viridiplantae, Streptophyta, Magnoliopsida, Ericales, Balsaminaceae. Bases 1 to 456 code for a protein of 151 amino acids. The record is from RefSeq and is a predicted model, not a curated record.
AUGAUGAGUCUUGAAAGUCAAAUAAAUCUUGAUAAUCAUCGUGAGAUCAUGGAAUCAAUGGAGUUAUUUAAGAGUCGGAUGAUUGAAAAUCAAGGUAGCCUGAGAAGAUCUGAUGAUGAAACAUUGGAGUAUGCCGACUCCAUUGCAAGGAAAUUUCAAGCUAAAAUGAAUGCUAAAGCUGAUGCUGAGAAAGAACAGACUCGUAUCACUCAAGGUGAGCCUAGUAGAAGAGAUGACUGUAUAUCAACCGGCACCAGAUCUAAGCGAGCGCCAACCAAUGAUGAAAAUCCAAGGCCAACUAAAAGAGGCGGAGGUCGAAGCGGUGUUGAUCGCGGAGGCCGAAGCAGUAGUGGUGGUCGUGGUGGGAAAUCUAGUAGUGAUCGCGGAGGUCGUACUAGUGGCGGUGAUCGUGGUGGACGUGCUCUUCCUUCUUUUCGCAAUUUGCUAACCGGUUAA